CCCGAGGUUCGCGGCUUCGCCUUGCUUUAGCUUCCUCCUACUCCCACGAUCCCACCUAAAGACAUAUCCAACACUUCACGCUUUUUGCCAGCACAAGUCAAAUGGCCUUAUAUCAUCGUGCGCCUGAUAAUCCAAGUGCCACCAAAUUUCUAAGGCGAGCUGGACACGGCUCGGCCCUUAUCGGAGAUUUUGUAUACAUUGACGGUGGAAAGAUAGCUCAGAACUACACUGACUCCACAGGCGAAGAGCAGUUCGAUUGGUCUCGGAAUAAUGUCACAUUGUCCAUUGAUCUCCGGUCAUCCUGGAAUACCUCCUCCGUGUCCAUCCGGGCAAUUGAGAAGAACAGUGAUGGACCAUAUUUCUAUCUUCCAGAAAUAUGGGCUGAUCCAUCAUCUGAUUCAUUGUAUCUUUGGGCCGGACAGGUCUACGACAGCGAACCACCAAGCUCAGCAUUUUGGAAAUUCGACACUACGGGCACUGGUGGCGGGUCAUGGAGUAAUGCGACAGAAUAUGCAGUGGAUUUGGAUGACUUAUCUCGGCCUAUAGGUGGCCUCUCUGCCUCUACAUCUGAUGUUGGGUUCCUUCUCGGUGGCGUCAUUACGGCAAAGAAGGACCCAAUAUACAACGGAACUGCAAGUGACUUCAUUGGCAUCACCGGAAUGAUAUCAUACAACUGGACAUCUGGAAAAUGGAGUAACGACACCGCCCCUGUAUUUCCACCUUCCAACACCGCCAUCUUCGGCCGUAUGCAGCACGUUCCAACAUUCGGGUCAAACGGUUUGCUUUUUGCUCUGGGCGGCGAAAGCCCUCCAAUGGCAAGCCCACAUAACACGACCAGACUUAACUCUUUCUCCCACAUCACCUUUUAUGACCCAGUCUCAAAAGACUGGUAUUGGCAGGAAGCUACAGGUCCCGCACCAUCAAUGCGUGAGCGGUUCUGUUUAGCUGGUGCUCAAAGCCAUAAUGACACCUUCGAAAUUUUUGUUUUUGGCGGCUGGGACCCCGUUGAUCCCUCAGACAUGAGUGAAAUAUACAUACUUUCUCUACCUGCAUUCCGAUGGUUCCAAACUGGAAUUCGUGCAAUCUCACAGCGAGUUCUCCACACCUGUCAUGUCAUCGGAAGUCGACAAUUGCUCAGUAUUGGGGGUCUAGAAUCCGCGUAUGAUGACCUUGGAGAUCGAACGAUAAAUCAGUGGAAGAGCAAAGACAACUUCACGCAAGGUCUUGGAAUCUUCGAUAUGACAGAGUUGAAAUGGUCUGACAAGUACGUUGCAAACGCAUCGGCUUACGACAGCCCCGAAAUGGUAAAGUUGUGGUAUAGCGACGGCCAGAGAGAACCAACUUGGACUCUUCCUGAAGUCCGCAAACUCUUCAUAGAGCACACUUCCAAUGUGAAUGACAGCAACGAAAAUGCUACCAGUACAAAAAUAGGCAGCCACUCUAAAGGCCACGGAGGAACGAAAGCAAGUACAGUUGCCGGGUCUGUAGUUGCAGCUGUAGUUGCCAUCAUCUGCCUGGUUUCGCUCGCGGUAUGGCUUAUGAAACGUCGAAGACGUUCAAAGGGCCAGCAAAACCCCGUAUUCGAAGUAGAGGAUACAAGUCCAGAGCAAAAACCUCUAUCGGAACUCCACAAUGGAAAUAUUGUAGAACUUCCACACCGACCUGACGAACCGCCGUUACACGGCACAUCCGAACUGGAUAGCGGACUCGUUGCAGAGCUUCCGCACCGGCCUGAUGAGCCCCCGUUGCAAGGCAGGCACGAACUCGAUGGCUAAACGGAUCAUGGCAGUCCUUGGCAGGUUAAUCUUUGCUAAUGGUCAUGUAUUUUUUUUUUUUUUCAUUUUAGCUUCUUUUCAACUCUUUACUAGAACCAGGACCGGUUACUACGUGUACAGUUGUUAUCAAUAUUAAACGGUUUUAAAAUAUUUGCCAGCAUACUUAGGAUUGUUGUGACCAUUUGCUUACCUCGGUAUAGAGAAACGUUGCAACUGUCAACCGGACAGAAUAAUCUGGUUAUACAUGGAAAGUUUAUUGGAGCAUCUUUUUGUCCAGUUUUCCCUUUCAAAUUGGAAGACCAUCUAAACAGAGUGAUGUAAAGUUUUUUUUGUCUGUUUGUUUGUUCGGCAACGCCUAGCAAACAAACCCUUGC
This is a messenger RNA of Aplosporella prunicola CBS 121167, 2149 nucleotides long. RefSeq lists its product as uncharacterized. Lineage: Eukaryota; Fungi; Ascomycota; Dothideomycetes; Botryosphaeriales; Aplosporellaceae. Bases 102 to 1775 code for a protein of 557 amino acids. The transcript has 5 exons. Gene Ontology annotation, molecular function: protein binding. The record is from RefSeq and is a predicted model, not a curated record.